UUUAAAGAUGGCGUCUAUACAAUCAUGUAACGAAGCUCUGAAUUUCCCUGAACAUGAAAACGAAGGUGUCUCAGAGUGGGCUAGAUCAAGGAAGGACGGGCUCGUAAUUGACUGUGACAGUACCGUUGAAUCAUUUAGUGGAAUUAUGUACAGGAAUUUAUCACUGAUAAUAUCAUCAUCAACUAACAACACUAAAUCCGAAGAACUUCAGCUGAAUGCUCCAGUAAUAUCAUUUACAUUCUAUCCAAACAUUAAACGAAAACUUGCCAGCCCAGUGGAAAUUCAAUUUCAGUUGUAUAACAAUACGUUAGAUAAUGCGAGAUGUUCGUUUUGGAAGGAGUCAAAAAGCGAAACGUCACAAGGUUACUGGUCAGAUGAGGGAUGUCGACUGAAAAAAUAUGACAAAGACGAAGAAGUUGUUGUGUGUGUUUGCGACCAUCUUACUAAUUUUGCUGUGCUUAUGAGUCCAUCCAAACACCAGAUUGAGGAGGAACAUAAGGAGGCACUGUCAAUCAUUUCCAUGAUAGGAUGUAUAGUUUCCAUGAUAUGUCUUGUACUGAAUGUAGCUAUACAUGCAUUCUUCUGGAGGUUUAUUAAAUCGGUGCGGUACAUCAUUCAUAUGAACUUAUCCUGUUGGUUAAUUGUUGCUUAUAUCCUGUUUCUUGCUGGGAUAAACAGAACAGAAAACAAGGACGUUUGCACAGCAAUGGCGGUACUUCUCCACCUAGUGUUUUUGAUAGUUUUCUUCGGAAUGCUGACGGAGGGAUGUAACCUUUCAUAUACUGUUCUUAAACCACUAAGUACUAUAAAACCUGGGAUGCCACUUAUGAUAUCGUCUUAUGUCCUCGCAGUACUUAUUGUUGUGAUAUCUAUGGGUGCAUCACAGCUACAGGGAUAUGGAACCGAACAGGCAUGCUGGUUAUCAACUGAAACUGGAUUGAUAUGGGCAUUUAUUGCUCCGGUUCUUGUUGUUAUAGUGGUUAAUUUUAUAAUUGUUGUCUUCGUGAUUCGGACAAUGUGCGGCACUACAGCAAUGUCGAAGAAAUCAAACAAAGGACGGGCAAAGUCAGCAUUACGUUGCAUAUUGGUGCUCAUGCCGUUGAUGGGUAUGACAUGGGGGUUUGGAGUACUAUCUUUGAAUAGUGACACAAUUGCUUUCCAGUACAUAUUCGCUAUUCUUAACAGUUUUCAGGGACUGCUGAUCUUCAUAUUUCACUGCGUGUUGGACAAAAAGAUAAAAGAUGUAUUUACAAAACAGAGAUACAAAUGGCUUCAGUCGACGCAGAGUUUCGGAGCUUCUGAAGGAAAGAGAAGCAAAACACAAGACACUUCCAUUUUCUGAAAACCAAGAAGAAUCAAUUCAUCGAUGGAGUAUUUCAAAAUGUGAUUUGUAAGACAUUUUGGCCAUUCAAGACUGGGCUACAUCUAAAACAGCACUUUGUAUAUUAAAGCUUCUCGUAGAUCAUAAUCAAUCGAUGAAGAACUUCAAUAUUUGUCGGACGUUUACAUAUUCACAGAUUCCAUGAAGCCAUCGAUGCAGUAUUUGAAUCACCGAUAUUUCAGACUUUGGCAUAUUCAUUAAAUUCAAUCCAUUUAUAUAUAGUAUUCAAUUGUAACUUUGUCCAGCGUCUCCAUAUUCACAACUAUUCGUGGAUCCAGCUACUGAGUAUUUCAAAUAUCAGUUUGGUUUGUGAGAUGUCUGUAUAUGCAUAGCUCCCAAGGGAUCCAUCGAUGUAGUUUUUUUCAAAAGGAAUAUCGAUCUGUCGGACAUCUACUUAUUCAGUAUUACAAACGUUGAAAUGUUGGAAGACCACAUAUUCUCAGCUUUACACAACAUCUUGUGCACGUGAUAUUGCAAUAACGCUUGUUUUUGUAUUCGUUUGAUAUGUUACGGUGAAUGUUUCUUUUUUCAAUAUGUGGAUUAAAUGAAACUGCUACUGCAAAGAUAAAUAUAAACCCAUUGCCGCUGCGAUACAUUUUUGAUUUUAAUCUCGAUAUGAGAAAUUUGUCAUAGUAUCUUGAUAGAUAUUGCUUGUCACUUACAGUUUGUUAUGCUACAUUUAUUUAAGUAUUGGAGAUUAUCUAUUACAUUUAUAGGCUUGCUUUUUUUAAAGCUAUCAAAAACUAUAUAUGUAUCACCAUAUUUGUAAAAAAUAUUUUGUUUUGUCUCAAAUCCUUUAAAAUAGAUGAACAAAAUAGAUGAACAGUAUUAAUAUAACAAAGUUGUGGCAGUUUCAAUGCAACAUGAUUGUUAUAUUCACGUACAUUUUGCAUCAUUUGAGUAUUAAAGAAAUACCCAAACAACAACACAAUUUGAAACAAAAGCUAACAAGUGUCAUUUGGAUUAUAGAUAUAAGUAUAUUUGAAAGAUUGAUGAAAGCCGGUGUUAUAGGAGCCACUGCUAUAACUCUACCAGUGUACCAUAGAUGUCUUUGAAACUUCACGAAGUGAUUGAUAUAAUGUUAACUUUUUGCUAAAAUAUGAGAAACAAUAUUAACAAGGAGAGUUGGCGUUAGUUUAAACAUAUUCUAUAUAUAUAUACACACAUACAUACAUACAUAAAUUUUCACAAUUAUUCAUAAAUACAUUAAUGUAAAUAUACAAAAGGGUUGGGCCAAAAGUUAUAACAACAUUAUCGGGGGCCCUCCCCUGAAAUACUGACUGCAAUGUUAUUUAAAAAUAGAUGUGAAAAAGACAUAAUUAUGUAAAGUAUGAUUAAUUAAGUUGAAAUCUAAGAAAAAAUAAUUAGAAAAAAAUAGUAAAUAAAUAUAUUUUCUGAUAUUUGAAAAAACCACGUCGCCUACUCCCUACAACAGUUUUACUAUGAAUUUUGAAAGUUGACAAUAGUCUAACAAUUUGUAUAGAACCAUAAAAAAGUAUAAAAGAAAAUCAGAUGUUGUUAAACUAUAUAAACCUGUUCGUUUCUUUAACAAACUGAUGAACAUGAUGAAAUAAAAGCAUGCUUUAAGAAUUAGUUAAAGCAUUUAUACCAAAAAGUAACUUUUGCGUACUAAGAGGAUGAAAUUCUCUUGUAUUUUUAAAAAGUUCUAUCCUCUGAUGAUUAAAUUUUUGGCAUUGAAAUAAAAAAAGUUCAGCGUCCUCUAUUAAAGCACCGCAUUCACAAGCUGGGUUUUGUAUAAUAUGAUUUUUAUUUAAGUCCGAGUUUAAAUUACUGCAAUUAUUCCUAAGACGUGUAUGGUAUACUGUUGGUGAACGUUCACCGUUUAUAAAAUAAGACGGAACAAUGGGAGGUUUAUAAAUUUCUUUCAGUUUUCUUUUAAAGUUUGCUAACGAGUCAGAUUCUCUAAUAUUUAUUGAUAAUUCAUUCCAAAGCUGUAUUGAUGACGGUAUAACUGAUUUUGAAUAUAUUUCGGUUCUCCUUGUCAUAGUAACAUAAUUGGUGUUAUUUCUUAAAUUAUACUGGUUUUCAUUUGCCUUUUCUACUAAAGGGGGAAAUAACUGUGAUAAAUAUAAUGGCAGUAAAUUAUGUUUCCCCUUGUAUACUAAAACAAGUUUUUGAUUUUUUCUUCUUUCUGCCAAAGAUACCCACCCUAUUUCUUUUAAUAAAUUUUGAAUGGACACUGAUCUUGUUAAACCGGUGACAAUUCUAGCCGAUUCAUAUUGCAUUUUUUCAAUAACAAUGCAUUGGUCUUUUGAGACUUAAGUUACAUUGCAUUUAUUCUGAAUCAUCCCUCAUAAUUAUAAUGAUUAUGUUAAUACAAAAAUUCUAAUCAUUUAUGUUUUUGUUUUUUAUUUAAAUCACAGUUCGCCAUUGUUGAAACAAAUAUGACAUGGACCGAGUGAAAAAAUAAAUUGCACAUUAUUCUAAAACAUAAAUGUCAAGGUAUAAAAAGAUGAUGUCUCGCAAAUUUAUCUAUGA
Molecule: messenger RNA, 3880 nt
Organism: Ruditapes philippinarum (Manila clam)
Lineage: Eukaryota; Metazoa; Mollusca; Bivalvia; Venerida; Veneridae
Product: adhesion G protein-coupled receptor L3-like
Exons: 15
Coding region: 8-1342 (444 amino acids)
Biological process (GO): cell surface receptor signaling pathway; negative regulation of angiogenesis; adenylate cyclase-activating G protein-coupled receptor signaling pathway
Cellular component (GO): membrane
Molecular function (GO): G protein-coupled receptor activity
Source: RefSeq, a predicted model, not a curated record